UGUUGGUGAGGAGAGCAGCAGCGUGUUUUGUUCAUAUCCUACUCAGGUCCUGAGGUGGAUGGUUUUUUGGCUCUUCAGGAAGAAUGUACCACAGUAUGUGCUGUAAUCGCUGGUCUUCUGACGAGAGGCUGGAUGGAAAAACAGUCAUCAUCACCGGGGCCAACACCGGCAUCGGCAAAGAAACAGCCAGGGACCUGGCGAGAAGAGGCGCACGCAUCGUGAUGGCGUGCAGAGACCUGGAGAGAGCAGAGGAGGCGCGGACGGAAAUUCUGCAAGACACGGGAAAUGAGAACAUCGCCAUCAGGAAACUGGAUCUGUCCGACACCAAGUCCAUCAGGGCGUUCGCUGAGCUCAUAAUCAAAGAGGAGAAGCAAGUGAACAUCCUGAUAAACAACGCAGGCAUCAUGAUGUGUCCCUUCUCCAAGACGGUGGACGGCUUCGAGCUGCAGCUGGGAGUCAAUCACUUGGGUCACUUCCUGCUCACUCACCUGCUGCUGGACCUCAUCAAGCGUUCAGCCCCGGCCCGUAUCGUGGUGGUGGCGUCGGUGGCCCACACCUGGACGGGGCUCCGGCUGGAUGACGUCAACAGCGAGAGGAACUACGACACCAUGAAGGCGUACGGACAGAGCAAGCUGGCCAACGUCCUGUUUGCUCGCUCACUGGCCAAACGGCUCCACGGAACCGGGGUGAGUGUGUUCUCCCUGCACCCGGGGGUGGUGCAGUCCGACCUGUGGAGGCACCAGCACCAGUGCAUCCAGGUGGCCGUGAAGAUUUUCCGGAUUUUCACCAAAACGACCGUGGAGGGAGCUCAGACCACCAUCUACUGCGCCGUGGAGCCCGGCCUGGAGAGUCAGAGCGGGGGCUACUUCAGUGACUGUGCCCCCGCACGCAGCUCGAGGGCGGCCUCCGAUGACGACUCAGCCAACAAACUGUGGGAAAUCAGCUGCAACAUGCUUGGCAUCACCUGGCAGUGAACAGUGGGAGAUGAACUGUGUAGUGGAGGACGUUGUGUGUGUAAUGUGUGAAUUUCAUCUUUAAAAAACAACAGACGGCACUGUUAAGCACUUAAAGAGGCGUUGUUGUUUCUGUUAAUUUUGUGAAAUUCUGUAUUUUAAUAAUUGGAAGUUCAAUAUGGUCUCGAUAGGACUGAAUCUCUAUCAAGGGCUCCUUUAUUUUAUACACAACUGGAAGAAUCUUAUGUUUAGUCAAUUGCAUUGAUCAAACAGGGUUUCAUGUUCUACCAAUAUUGUCAGAUUGUUUUUAGUACUCUGUAGAAUGUUGAGGAAAUACUUUUGAAUUAUCUUUUCACCACAUUUUUGCUAGUUUAUAGCUCUUUAUAUUCUUUGUAAAGUUGAUUUCCUUUUUUUGGGGUUUUUUGACCCAUCGUGAAAUCCUCUCUUAAAUUUACCAAUCAUUCAGUUUCUAGUGGCCUGUGAAAUAGACGGGUCGUUUUUUGCCCAUGACGAGAACGAUUUGGCUCCAAACGGCCUUAAAAAUACUUUUUUCAAAGUAACAUGUGAAUGAAGUAAUGUGGAGCUGGCAAUAGGAAAUGGUUUACGUUCUUAUUUUGUGGCAUCAGAAUGUACAUUUAAAUGAGGAGUAAACAUUUUUUUUCUUCGUGCCUCUGGGUGGCACGGUGGUGCAGUGGAUAGCCUCACCACCCCACAAACAGCUUCUGGGCUCGAACCAUCCUGACAGCCUAGGCCUUUAUUGUGUCCUUAUUCUCCUUGUGCCUCUGCAGGUUUCCUGUGAGUGCUCUUUUUUCCACAGACAUGAAGGUUAGAUGGUUGUUCGGUUCUCAGCCCUGUGGUUGUCAGGUGAU
Pleuronectes platessa (European plaice) is the source of this 1822-nucleotide messenger RNA. RefSeq lists its product as uncharacterized. The coding region runs from base 84 to 974 and encodes 296 amino acids. Lineage: Eukaryota; Metazoa; Chordata; Actinopteri; Pleuronectiformes; Pleuronectidae. The record is from RefSeq and is a predicted model, not a curated record. The transcript is spliced from 7 exons.